Pseudocercospora fijiensis CIRAD86 is the source of this 1035-nucleotide messenger RNA. RefSeq lists its product as uncharacterized. The transcript has a single exon. The coding region runs from base 646 to 927 and encodes 93 amino acids. The record is from RefSeq and is a predicted model, not a curated record. NCBI's taxonomy places the organism in Eukaryota, Fungi, Ascomycota, Dothideomycetes, Mycosphaerellales, Mycosphaerellaceae.
GAUCCCUGAGAGGGCGGAGACACGUCCGUUCAUCGCCAUCGUGUCUUGACUCUUCAUGCUCAUGCUCAUCAUCAAAUUCCUCUCUCUACCUUAACAUCAUUCGUCACGAUCACGCCGCGAGGCAUCCAUCUCUCACUGUCCCCCGACGCAUGCAUCAGAUCACAGCAUUCGUCACAUGCGCAGAAAUGACAGCAAGAGCUCAUGCAUGUUAUGCAGCGUGCCGAGCGUCGUCUUGAAAAAGUGAUCGGCAACCUGGUUGAAUUAUUUGCACUCCGAUCCUGAAGAUCUAGCAUCUCCCACGAAUUUCAACCACACAUCGUCUCCUCGAAAUCUUCCAGGACAAAGCCACUGACAGCUCCUCCGUAUCUGCUUGAUCACUCUUGUGCAACAGUGUGCUCGAGCAGCCACAGUCAGAGCCCAUGGCUUCAUCUUCAGCGCUGGGAGGAGGGGAAACGUGCAGGAAAGCUGGCAGUCCAGAAGCAUAUGAUGCUCUGCGUCGCCGGAAUGGUGCAGCGGAGAUCUUGCAGAGUUAUGAGAAGUUGAGCUGGCACGCGUUCAAGCGCUGUGAGGUCUGUUGCUUGGAGGUCAAGUACUGUCUUAAGAUUCCGCCUCUGACAUCUUUCUCAGACAAUAACACAAACUCGAAUGCACUUCCAAUGCAUUAUUGCUGGCUUCACGCCCGAAGACGAAGAGAAACGCAUCUACUGGAAAGAGGAUUUCACCCCACAUCCAGGACAUGAAACUAAAUCGAGUCGCAAGGGCAAGGAACGGGCAAGCUUGGGUGUAGAAUCGAGUACGAAAGCCCGAAGUCGAGAGAAGAAAGACAGAUCUUCACUAGGCGAGGGUAGCAAGAGUCCUCGAGUAGCAUCCAAAGAGAGCGGGAUUACGAAACCUACGACAUCUCGAGAAGCGGGUAGCGGUAAUUGACCACGUAAGGUGACACGAGAGACGAAGAUCAACGACGACGAGUUGAAUUUCUACCAAGAAAUAUGCUUUUCUUGCUUGUAUAGCUCUAGCACCCAUAUCAAGAUUCCC